AUGGGGGAGCAAUUCCGUUGGAAUCCAUCUGAAGACCGGAUGGGGCAGAUGCUUCUUCAGGCCGUCUACAUGGAGGAUCAGGUGACCCUGGAGCACCUGAUCAAGCAGAAGGCAAAUUUGGAAUCCAGAGAUGAGACGGGAGCCACGGCGUUGCACAUUGCAACCACACGAAACAUGCCCAGCACUGUCUCCUGGCUCCUGCGCCACAGAGCUGACUGCUUUGCGAAAGAUGGUCGCUUUUCUGCAGAGUAUCCAAAACUGACGUGCGUUGAAGCCGUUGGUAUAGGCGGUCCUGCAACAGGCGACGGCUACCACGCCUUGACAUGGGCCGGCGCCUCGGUCCGUGAUGCAGCACGAUACAGUGACUCUUUGGGAUGCGAUCCAGACAGUUGUGAGGCCUGCAUCAAGGGCCAUCUGCAGAUCGUGAAGAUCCUGCUGGAGGCUCGGGCCAGCAUCGAAGAAGCUGCCAGCUCCAGUGGCAAGACGCCGUUGUCGCUGGCUGCCGAGCGUGGCCACAUGGAAGUGGUGGAAGAGUUACUGGCAAAGCAGGCUCGGCUCGACCAGACCAACACAGACGGAAGCACCCCACUCCAUGCCGCAGCUCAUCAGUGUGAAGUGGAAGUCGUUGCACGCCUUCUCUCCCGGAAGUCCCUUGUGAACGUGGCAGACAACGAGGGUUGGACCCCGCUGAUGUAUGCAGUGAACUCCCCAGCUGCCGCAUCAGACAGUGUGAGGCCAGAGCUCAGCGAGCGAAAGGUUCACAUUGAAGGGGCGAUUGGAAGAAAGUCUACGUUGGAGCUGCUACUGUUGCACAAGGCGGACGCAAAUGCACAAUCCGUGGAUGGCUUUAGCGCCUUGAUAAUCGUCUGCGCGUAUGAUCGGCCUCAUGCCGUGAAACAGCUGCUGGACGCCAAAGCCCAGGUCAACAUGGCCACGAUGAAGGGGCAGUCGGCGAUGCUGAUGGCCGCAGUGAAUGAUUUGCCAGUGGUGGCAAAAGCCUUGAUUGCGGGAAAUGCGGACGUCAACCAGGCCAACGGCAAGGGUGAAAGCCCACUUAUUGUUUCUGAGAAGAACGGCUUCAGAGAGGUUGCUGACCUCUUGAAGAGUGCUGGCGCUUUGCCCCCGAAGGGCGGCAAAAAGAAGGGCCGCCACUUGUCUCAAAUUUGA
Symbiodinium sp. CCMP2456 is the source of this 1167-nucleotide messenger RNA. NCBI's taxonomy places the organism in Eukaryota, Dinophyceae, Suessiales, Symbiodiniaceae. The record is from the annotation of a GenBank genome assembly.